Molecule: messenger RNA, 939 nt
Organism: Alternaria hordeiaustralica
Lineage: Eukaryota; Fungi; Ascomycota; Dothideomycetes; Pleosporales; Pleosporaceae
Exons: 2
Coding region: 1-939 (312 amino acids)
Source: RefSeq, a predicted model, not a curated record
AUGAUCCAGCAACCCGAAGACAUACUACUCGACCUGGUCAUAACUACGGACGGCCAAGCCGAGGAGCCGUACUCCUAUCACAAUUGGGGGUACACCAUCUACCGCACAUGUUACACGCCAGAAUCUCAAUCGCAAUGGGAAUCUCUAAUUGAAGCCACUCAGCUAGGGGUCGAAAAAUCCCUCCCUGGGUCGCAAAACGAUGAGCCACCGACAACAUCUCAACUCCUACGCUCCCUCCUACGUCUAGACUUCCGCUCCGAUGCUUCCCUGUACGACGGUCUUACUAUGGAACAGCUUCGCCAGACCUAUCUCAAUCCACAAGAAGAUUCUGUGCCCCCACCGAACUUCAACAGAAGCGAGCGACUCUUCCUUGUCGCUGACGCAGAAGUUCUGAUGGAUCCUUACUUUCUGCCGGAAGAGAACGAGACGCCAAAAGUAAACGAUGACAAUGAUACAAGCGACGACGCAACUUCUCAAAGUGUGCAGAAAUGGCAAUACCAAUACCACGGCUACAGCAAAUCCUCUAGUACCAAGCGACGAUGGCUCAAGUGUGUCGAGGUCGACUACGUUGCUGCGGAUCAUCACCCAAGGAGAAGAGGGCAGGACCCACGGCCGUAUUUUGGCUGGUUCAUGGUGACGGCGGAAAGUGUGAUGGAGCUUUGGGAGGUGUUGCUUGAUCAGGAUGUCGAGGAAAUCAAACCUAGAUUGGGGGAGGGUAUUGAGGCUUUAUGGGAAGCUGAGCGAACGAUGGAAGGUUUUCUGUCACACUGCAGCUCUCUUGGAUUCUACGCCAUCACUGUUGACAUAUUCAGGUUGCUGGUAGUUAUGGAAUUUAUCGCAGGCAAGAAUGAGGAGAGAAUGUAUUCUGCAUAUGGCCGGCUAUCGAACAUAACUACGUCCACAUGGGUCAGUGUGGCCUCCUUGCUACAUGAUAUGUAG